UCUGCCUUAUGUGUCUGAUGGACGAUCAUAAAGACCACGACACAGUCACAGCUGCUGCAGAACGGACUAACAAACAGGUGCAGUUGGGGCAGAGCCAGAGGAGAUUCCAGCAGAGAAUCCAGGAGAGAGAGAAGGAGCUGCAGGAGCUGAGGAAGGCUGUGGAGACUCUCAAGAGCUCUGCACAGACAACAGUGGAGGACAGUGAGAGGAUCUUUACUGAGAUGAUCCGCUCCAUUGAGAGAAGGCGCUCUGAGGUGAAAGAGCUGAUCAGAGCUCAGGAGAAGGCUGAGGUGAGUCGGGCUGAAGAACAUCUGAAGCGAAUGGAACAGGAGAUUGCUGAGCUGAAGAGGAGAGAUGUUGAGCUGGAGAAGCUUUCACACACAAAAGAUCACAUCCAAUUCCUCAAGAAUAUCCCAUCAAUCAGAGACUCUCCUCACUCUAAAGACUUACCCAGCGUGACCUUCAACCAGAGUUUCUCUUUUGAGGUGGUGAAGGAAUCUGUGUCUGCAGUGAAGGUGCAGCUGAAGGAGAAACUGGAUGGCAUCUUCAAGCAGGAAGUACUGAUCCUGAACUUCCAGUCAAAAGAAUUGACAGUAUGGAACACCUGCCACCAGCCAGUAAGUCUGAAUGAUUCUGACAGCCUCUAA
This is a messenger RNA of Alosa alosa (allis shad), 647 nucleotides long. RefSeq names its product F-actin-monooxygenase MICAL3-like. The record is from RefSeq and is a predicted model, not a curated record. The transcript has 5 exons. NCBI's taxonomy places the organism in Eukaryota, Metazoa, Chordata, Actinopteri, Clupeiformes, Clupeidae. Bases 9 to 647 code for a protein of 212 amino acids.